GGGCUGCUUUCUGCUCACUUUACAACAUCGAGGGUGAGCAAGGGCUGACGUUCAGGCGGUGUUCAUGGGAUGCACUAUCUACGCAGCCAGCCCAGAGGCCCUGCCUGCUGACGAGGCCCCAGGCCGGGAUAGAUACUACCAGCUCCCCUACCAUCACCACCCCCAUGGUAACUGUAGCCAGAGGAUAGCCGCCAGCAGAGCCAGGACCAUGACAGAGCAGCAGGACCAGAGCGAAGAGACAGGCCUGCUCUCAGCCCAGGACCUGGACCACUCCAAGGACGACGACCCACAAGGGGAGAACCAUUUUUUUUCUUUGAAGUUGAUUGAGGACCUCUCCUAUGAAGAUAUGAAAAAAUGCUACCGGGGUUCGACUGUCAGCAAGUACAACUCCCAGUACCACAAACUCUUCCAGUGUGUGCCCAAGGAUGAGAUCCUCAUGAAAGUGUACUCCUGCGCUCUUCUCAGAGACAUACUUCUGCAAGGCAGGCUCUACAUCUCCAGAAACUGGUUGUGUUUCUACGCCAACCUCUUUGGCAAAGACAUCAAGGUAGCCAUCCCUGUGGUCUCUGUGAGGCUGGUGAAGAAACACAAAACAGCAGGCCUGGUGCCCAAUGGCUUGGCCAUUACCACAGACACCAGUCAAAAGUAUGUGUUUGUAUCUCUUCUAUCAAGAGACAGCGUGUAUGACGUACUCCGCAGGAUCUGUACACACCUGCAGGUCAAUGGGAAGAGUCUGAGCCUGAAGCAAUACAUGGAGGAGCCCAUUUUAUCCCUGGAUGAGUUCCCGGCGCAGGAUGAGUUCCCAGUGGUGGCCGAGUACCCACCUGUGUUGAAGUGGAGGAGGAAACCAUCCGUGGUGUCUGUGUCAUCCUCCCUUCCAGACCUCCUGGGGAACUCCACCGGCAGUCUGAGCACCAGCGACCCACCCUUCCAGCCGGAGCAACCCCUGCAAGAGCGGGCACUGCAGACAGAGCGGGGCCUUUUAUCUAAACAAGUAGCGGAGUUGGGCCAGAUGGAGUACCAGCUGCUCAAGUUCUUCACCCUGCUUAUAAUUCUCCUCAUCCUGUCCUCGUGUUAUCUGGCCUUCCGAGUGUGUAGUCUGGAGCAGCAGUUGUCCUUCCUCGGUAACCCGACGCCGCCUCUUCGAGAGAGGUGA
This is a messenger RNA of Lampris incognitus (smalleye Pacific opah), 1156 nucleotides long. RefSeq names its product GRAM domain containing 2Aa (gene gramd2aa). Gene Ontology annotation, molecular function: phosphatidylinositol-4,5-bisphosphate binding. The coding region runs from base 65 to 1156 and encodes 363 amino acids. The record is from RefSeq and is a predicted model, not a curated record. Gene Ontology annotation, cellular component: endoplasmic reticulum membrane; extrinsic component of cytoplasmic side of plasma membrane; organelle membrane contact site. Lineage: Eukaryota; Metazoa; Chordata; Actinopteri; Lampriformes; Lampridae. Gene Ontology annotation, biological process: regulation of store-operated calcium entry. The transcript has 12 exons.